AAUGUGAAAUUGGUGCAAACUUGAGGGAUGAAAAGUGUAUUUUUCCCACCAUGUAAUGCCUCAACUUCACUAUAAAUACAUCUUAAUCACACCUACAUACAAUCACAAAUAUAUAGCCUUAUCCUCAAAUUUAAUUUGAACUACCAAAAUGGCUCUCUUCAAGUACUCUAAAUUACCAAUAUUUCCAAUCCUAUCCAUUUUUCUCUUCUUCGGAUACCUCCAAAUACGGGUUACCGCACAGGCAUGCGGCUGCAGAGCAAACGAAUGCUGCAGCCAGCAUGGCUACUGCGGCACAGGGGAAGUGUACUGUGGCAACGGCUGCAGAAGCGGCCGUUGCCAUGUCAGUAGUACCGGAAACAAAGUUUCCGAUACUGUGACGGCUGCAUUUUUCAACGGGAUUGCUAAUCAGGCCGGUGGAGGAUGCGCGGGCAGGGGAUUCUAUACCCGUGCUGCAUUUCUAGAAGCUGCCCGUUCUUAUCCGCGUUUUGGGGGAGUGGGAUCCGCCGAUGACUCUAAGCGCGAGAUUGCAGCGUUCUUUGCGCAUGUCACACAUGAAACUGGACGUAAGUUUUUGCAUACAACGUUAAAAGAGUUAUCUUUAUUUAUUUUUAUUAUAUAUAAUUUGUUUGUUGCAGAUAUGUGCCACGUCGAAGAAAUAAACGGACCGUCAAAGGCAGCGGAUUACUGCGACAAGCAAAACAAGCAGUAUCCAUGCAAAGCGGGGAAAGGUUACUACGGUCGAGGCCCCAUACAACUAUCGUGGAACUACAACUACGGAGCAGCCGGUGAAAGCAUAGGAUUCGAUGGUCUCAACAACCCUGAAAUCGUGGCCACAGACCGCGUGGUCUCGUUUAAGACAGCGUUGUGGUUCUGGAUGAAUGGAUGCCAUAGUAUUAUGACUUCUGGAAAAGGAUUCGGAGCUACGAUUCGAGCAAUAAACGGUCCAAAAGAAUGCGGCGGAGCGAAUCCGAGCACGGUUAGUGCUCGAGUUAAGUACUAUAGAGACUAUUGUAAUCAACUCCGAGUUGAUCCUGGAACUAAUCUUAGAUGCUAGGCUGGAUAUUGUAUUAUUGUGUUUUGAUUUAAUUUAGAGAUUAAUUAAUUAAUUAGUAGUUUGGGUUAAUCAGUUUUUGAUU
This is a messenger RNA of Erythranthe guttata (spotted monkey flower), 1136 nucleotides long. NCBI's taxonomy places the organism in Eukaryota, Viridiplantae, Streptophyta, Magnoliopsida, Lamiales, Phrymaceae. The record is from RefSeq and is a predicted model, not a curated record.